CAGAACGCGGAAGUCCCAGUUCCCCAACCUCUCGCCCAUCUUGAAGAAAUAUCAAAGUUUUGGGAUAGCCAACGUGAAGACCGAGUCAGGGCACUACCCUAGGGUCCAAUUGUGUUCUCACAGGAAGGAGAGAUGAGCAAGGGGAGGUCUAAAGGGCAGGAGAACGUGCCCAGCUCCCUCCUCAGCAUCCAGGAGAAUGAGCGUCUGGUGGACCUGCUGGGCCGGAGAUGUGUGACGCUGGCCACUGCUGUUGUGCAGCUCUAUAUGGCCCUUCCCCACAGUCCAGCCCACUGGAAUCUACAGCAUACUGGAGUGGUGUGUUUUGUUAAGGACAACCCACGCCGUUCAUACUUCAUCCGCCUUUAUGAUAUCAAGGAGGGGAAAAUAAUAUGGGAGCAGGAGUUAUAUAAUCAGAUGACUUACUCCAGUCCAAAGCAGUUUUUCCACAGUUUCCCAGCAGAUGAUUGCCAAGUGGGUCUAAACUUUGCAAGUGAAAAAGAAUCAGAGCUGUUCAGAAACACAUUAGAGGAAAAGAUCAACCAGAGAGCCAAUCGCCAAGAAAAAAAACAAAAUGCUCCAAGUGAAGAAAAACGUGCGCUACCACCCACACCACCAUCAAAUGGUCCACAGAUGCUGCCAGGUGGCAUGGCCACAAGAGAUAUCCAAAACCCAGACAUUUUAGCAUCUCGAUAUCGACCACCUAAUGUCCCUGUGCCUGCGCCUGCUGCCUUUGGCAAAGGAAAAAAGGACAAGAAGGGCAAGAAGAAGGGACCUCGACUUACCAAGGCAGAUAUCGGAGCACCCAGUGGUUUUAAGCAUGUCACACAUGUAGGAUGGGAUCCUAACACUGGUUUUGAUACCAAUAAUCUGGACCCAGACCUGAAAAAACUCUUUUCUUGUGCUGGUAUUAGUGAAGACCAGCUGACAGACAAAGAGACAUCCAAACUUAUCUACGACUUCAUCGAGCAGUCUGGUGGCCUGGAUGCUGUCAAAGAGGAGAUGAGGAAGCAGGAUGCAAUAGGUCCUCCAUCUCGGAGUAUCCCCCCAGUCCCAAGUGGUGUAUCAGCACCCCCUCCACCUCGUGGGGACCGAGGUCUUCCUCCCGUCCCUGGCCAACCUCCACCACCUCCUCCAUCCCGUAAUCAAAGACCUCUACAUCGUGGGCCCCUUCCACCACCUCCUCCCACUGGAAGAAGCGGACUUCCACCUCCUCCACCGUCCUCUGCUGGUCCCUCAGCUCCUCCACCACCACGCCCCAGUGCUCCUAUGGGUGGAGGAGGAGCACCUCCACCUCCACCACCACCACCUCCUCCUCCUCCUCCUCCUCCUCCACCUCCCGCUCCUGGCAUUAGCUCCAACAGCAGCAGCCCGGUCAGUCCUCCAGCUCCAGGAGGUGGCAGAGGAGCUUUAUUGGACCAGAUACGACUGGGAGCCAAGCUAAAGACUGUUACAGAGAGUCCUGAUCCUCCUCCUUCAUCACAAGAUCAGGGUAGUGAGGGCAUCGUUGGAGCUCUGAUGAUGGUGAUGCAGAAAAGAAGCAAAGUCAUUCAUUCCUCAGAUGAUGAUGAUGAUGAUGCAGUUGACGAUGAAGAUGAUGAUGAAUGGGACGACUAAUGCCAAUAUUCAUCUCACGCACGCGUGGGCGCGCACACACACACACACACACACACACACACACACACACACACACACACACACACACACACAAUGAUAUAUUCAUUUGGGGUAUUGCACAUGGAAGCUGGGAUUAUGGUGAGAAGGUGAGCAAUACUGAGGUAGAUUGCGAUAGAAAUAUGUUAGUUUAUAUUGUCAGGCUGAAUGAAGUAGGAUGUUAAAUGUGAAUAAUCUUAAACCUUUAAUAUGUGGGCGUCUCAGUCACUUUAGUUAACUCAGUUUGUUAUCAACUUAAAAAUUAUAUAAACAUAAAUUUACAACCCCAAGUCCAAAAAAGUUGGGACACUGUGUAAAACAAAUAAAAACAGAAUGUGAAGAUUUGCAAAUCAUGGAAACCCUAUAUUUCAUUGAAAAUGGUACAAAGGCAACAUAUCAAAUGUUGAAACUGAGAAAUUUUAUUGUUUUUUUGAAAACAUAUGCUCAUUUUGAAUUUCAUGUCAGCAACACAUUUCAGCAAAGUUGGGACAGGGGCAACAAAAAACUAAAAAGUUUUGUAAUGCUAAAAAUAAAUAAAUAAUUUGGUUAACUGGCAACAGGCCAGUAACAUGAUUGGGUAUAAAAAGAGCAUCCCAGAGAGGCUGAGUCUCUCAGAAAUAAAGAUGGCGAAGGGUUCACCGCUCUGUGAAAGACUGCAUGGGCAAACAGUGCAACAAUUUAAGAAUAACAUUCCUCAAUGUAAAAUUGCAAAGAUUUUGGGAAUCACAUCAUCUAUGGUACAUAAUAUCAUUAAAAGAUUCAGAGAAUCUGGAGAAAUCUCUGUAUGCAAGAGACAAGGCUGAAAACUGACAUUGGAUGUCUGUAAUCUUCAGGCCCCCAGGCAACACUGUGUUAAAAGCAGACACGUGUCUGCAUUGGAAAUCACUGUAUGGGCUCAGGAACACUUCAGAAAACCAUUGUCUGUGAACACAGUUCAUUACUGCAUCCACAAAUGCAAGUUAAAAUCAUAUAUAAACAAUAUCCAGAAACACCGCCGUCUUCUCUGGGCCCGAGCUCUUUUACGAUGGACUGAAGCAAAGUGGAAAACUGUCCCAACAUCUGAUGAAUCAAAGUGGAAAUUCUUUUGAGAACUCAUGGACACCACGUCCUCCAGGCUAAAGAGGAGAGGGACCAUAACAAGUCCUUCGGCUUGUUAUCAGUGCACAGCUCAAAAUCCAGCAUCUGUGAUGGUAUGAAGAUGCGUGCACAUGACAUGGGGAGCUUGUACAUCUGGGAAGGCAUCAUUAAUGCUGAAUGAUAUAUAAAUGUUUCAAAGCAAUAUGCUGCCAUCCAAACAAAAUGUUUUGCAUGGAAGGCCUUCCUUCUUUCAGCAAGACAAUGCCAAACCGCUUUCUGUACCUAUUAAAACUGCAUGGCUCCAUUGUAAAAGAGUCUGGGUGCUAAACUGGCCUGCCUGCAGUCCAGACCUGUUUCCCAUUUAAAACAUUUGGCACAUUAUGAAGCGCAAAAUACCACAAAGGAGACCCCAAAUGGUUGAGCAACUGAAACUGUAUAUCAGACAGGAAUGGGACAACAUUUCGCUUUCAAAACUACAGCAAUUGAUCUCCUCAGCUCCCAAAUAUUUACAGAGGGUUGUUUAAAGUAGAGGUGAUACAACACAGUGGUAAACAUGCCCCUGUCCCAACUUUUUUGAAAUGUGUUGCUGACAUCAAAUUCAAAAUGAGCAUAUAUUUUUCAAAAAACAACAAAAUUUCUCAUUUCAACAUUUGAUAUGUUGUCUUUGUACUAUUUUGAAUGAAAUACAGCAUUUCCAAGAUUUGCAAAUAGUCAUAUUACUAUGUUUUUUAUCUACGUUUUACUCAGUGUCCAAAAUUUAUGGAACUGGGGUUGUAAUACAAACUGUCAUGAUAGUAAAAAAAAAAAAAAAAAAACUGUUAAAACCAGUAAUAGCAAAAUCCAAUUUGUUUCUCACAAAAAAAAUCAAUUUAUCUAAAAUUUAAUAUUUAGACUUUUCACAAUGUGCUUUACAUGUAAAUUGUUAUUUCGUCAAUCAUUUUUCUAGCACACUUUUGCUAGGCCCAAGCUUCUUGGCUUGAUUAGUCUCAAGUACUUCCAAGUGGCUUGUGCUCCUUUUCUAUAGAAAUUCUCUGUAAUUGUACAAUUUUCUUUUUCUUGAAAGAGUGCUAAAUAAAUUUGCCUUUGUCUAACACAAUUUGCAAUCUUUUAACCGAUUUGCUAUUUUGUUACUGGAGUUGAGGGAAGAUAUCACAGGUAACCAGUAACCCAAAGUUUGCAUUUAAGGGUUCAGGUGAUAACAAAUAUGAGUAUUAUUAAAACUGAAAAAAAUAAAAUAAAAUAAACUCAUUGUGCAAUCUGCAAGAACCGCUGCAUGUCUAUUUUCCCUUUUGACAGCAAUUUUCGAUAUUAAGCAUUUUCCUUUGGUCCAAAUGACUAAGCCUUUCCAAUUACCAAUUCACUUGUUUACCUGUAGAACGUUCCAAACAGGUAUUUUUUGAGCACUCCAUAGUUUCCCCAGUGUUUUGUUUCCCCCGUCCCAACUUGGAAAGUGUUGCAAGCGUCAAAUUCAGAAUGAGUACAUAUUUACAAGAAAACAAUCAAGUUUAUCAGUUUGAACAUCAAAUACUUUGUCUUUCCAUUGUAUUCAACUGAAUAUAAUUUGAAGAUGAUUUUUUUUUUAAAAUCAGAGCUGUAUAUCUUUCUUUGGUUUACGAAUGUAAAGAUGACCAUAGCGGUACCAUAACGUGGUAUAGCUCAACAAUGUGCAUAGACAAAGUAAGAAAAAUUAAAGCUCUGUGAAUUUUAAUUAA
This is a messenger RNA of Neoarius graeffei (lesser salmon catfish), 4439 nucleotides long. RefSeq names its product WASP actin nucleation promoting factor b (gene wasb). The transcript is spliced from 12 exons. Gene Ontology annotation, biological process: actin filament organization. The record is from RefSeq and is a predicted model, not a curated record. Gene Ontology annotation, molecular function: actin binding. NCBI's taxonomy places the organism in Eukaryota, Metazoa, Chordata, Actinopteri, Siluriformes, Ariidae. The coding region runs from base 133 to 1614 and encodes 493 amino acids.